Messenger RNA from Scedosporium apiospermum, 402 nucleotides. RefSeq lists its product as uncharacterized. Lineage: Eukaryota; Fungi; Ascomycota; Sordariomycetes; Microascales; Microascaceae. The record is from RefSeq and is a predicted model, not a curated record. The transcript is spliced from 3 exons. The coding region runs from base 1 to 402 and encodes 133 amino acids.
AUGCAUUUCUAUACCGCUCUUGUCCUCCUCUCCGGUGCGGCAUUCACCAGUGCAGCAACCAUCCAAGCCCGUCAGAACUUUGCCUGCACCGCGGCUCGCGUCCGUAUUCUGGGUGCUCUCAACGAUGCGGAUACUGCCAUCGAGCAGAUCCAGGACCCCGCCACCCAGGCUUCUGCCGCCGCAGCCCUUGAACAGGCUCAGGGUGGCGUCCAGGAGAUUGCACAGGCCAUUCUUGCUGGUCAGACUCCGCCUGCAAGUGGAAGGUCAGAAGUCGAGGCUGGGCUAACCGCCCUAGGCCAGUCAUUGAGUUCUGCCAACUCGGCGGAUUCUGCUGUUCUGGAGGCACAGGAGGCCUUGGACGAUGCGGUUGCUGCUGGUCAGGACGUCGUUGCUCGAUGCUAG